AUGGCGGAAAAAACAUUUAAUUUGACUUGGAACAAUCAUUUAGCGAAUCUCUCGGGGCUCUUUGAAGGUCUCUACAAGAGUGGAUCCUUGACAGACACUACUCUAGCUUGUCAAGGUGGAAUGCUACGUGCCCACAAGCUGGUUCUUGCAGCAUGCAGUCCUUACUUCGAGAGAGUAUUCAAGGAACACUACGGUGAACAGCCUAUCCUCAUACUCAAAGGUGUCCCCGUCGAAGAAAUGGAAUGUCUACUGGAUUUCAUGUACCGCGGUUCGAUAAAUGUCGCCGAAGAUCAUCUUCCCUCGCUCAUUAAAACCGCAACAGACUUGGAAAUUCGUGGACUUUCUGGUGACAGAGGUGAAAGUAAUAGCAUGUUUUCACGCGUCGAAACCCGCUUGCAGUCUACUCAUGACACUCGACACCACUCGUCAAUGGACUAUAGAAAAUCACAAACCGGGUUCAUCACGGGACAGAAUUCCAAUGACGCAGUUGGGGAAAUUAAAACCGAAGAAUUUGAGGUAGAGGAUGAUCCAAUGGUGAUGGAAAAUUUGGAUGAUAGUUAUGAGUCGAUUCCAGUUUCUAAAGGCCAAAUUAAACAUGUACCAGCGCCAAUGUAUAAACGUCACAAUACACGUUACGAUGGACAGAAACGCGUACCGGUUGGUCGAACAAUUAGAGACAAUGAAUUAUCGCGUCGUCAAGUAGAUGGUACGUCAUCAAGAAAUUCACCAAAUGAAGAAGCUUUUGACAAUGGAUCUGACAGUAAUAAAUUAGAUCAUAGUUUUAGCGGCAAUGGAGAUCCAACGAGUAAUAAAAAGAUAACCGAAGCCUCUAAGACAGGUUUACAGCGUAAUAAAGCACAGUAUAAGCCGUUCCCAUGUGACCUUUGUACUCUUGCAUUUACGCGAGCGUCUCACCUGGCAAGACAUCGAAGAGUCCAUACCGGUGAGCGGCCGUUUGCGUGCAGUAUCUGUCCACGUAUGUUUGCUCGUCAGGAUAAACUGAAGCAACAUCUUGACUCGCAUCUCCAGUGGCCGCGGCGGAAAGCUCUGUUGCCGGUACUGGGUGACGGACAGCACCAACAGCAGCAGGGUGUCAACACUCUAGCUGGAAGAGGAAAACGCGGACGACCAAGAAAGGUGAACACGAUUGCUACACCGCCAGUAUCCAUGGAGCAGUCUGCUAUGGAAGAAAUACUUAAAUUUGGCGAAUUCAGUUCUAUGCUUAACAAGACCCAAUUAACGAGCACCACAGUCACCAAACCAGGCCAGCAGCAACGACAGGGAGACUUAAAGAUUGAUAGUGUUACGGAAGGUAUCAAUUCCACGGUUGCCAAAGCUGAUAGUCACGGAUCGCAAGCUGAUAAUAAUUAA
Cotesia congregata is the source of this 1371-nucleotide messenger RNA. The record is from the annotation of a GenBank genome assembly. Lineage: Eukaryota; Metazoa; Arthropoda; Insecta; Hymenoptera; Braconidae.